Messenger RNA from Trichogramma pretiosum, 3725 nucleotides. RefSeq names its product conserved oligomeric Golgi complex subunit 7 (gene Cog7). Gene Ontology annotation, biological process: intracellular protein transport; retrograde vesicle-mediated transport, Golgi to endoplasmic reticulum; Golgi organization. NCBI's taxonomy places the organism in Eukaryota, Metazoa, Arthropoda, Insecta, Hymenoptera, Trichogrammatidae. The record is from RefSeq and is a predicted model, not a curated record. Gene Ontology annotation, cellular component: COG complex. Bases 1196 to 3397 code for a protein of 733 amino acids. The transcript is spliced from 9 exons.
UUUUUCUAUUUUAACACAGAAAAUUUUUUUGUUUUGAUUAGCAAGGGUUUUAUGGGUUCUACUAUGAAUUAUAAGUUCCUGAAAAACUAGUUUACAAGAAGUAAAAGGAAAAGCAAGAGUAAAAAAAAUAUUAAACCGAGUCAAAGAUGGUCAUGAAUACUAUUGGACAUAUUGGCUUCCAGAAAGAAGAAGUCAACACUCAACAGUGACGACUUAAGGCGUGAGUAUUGUCUCGUGGGCCGCGAAUGCUGUUACAAGUGCGUUGCAAGCGGAAUAAGAGCAGCGCCACGCCAGGCUGCGCCGCCGCAGCGUGCAGUCGACUUCUUUCGAUGAAUGCACAGGGGAAUCUGAGAAUAUAUAGUCAUGCGCGGAACCGGAGCAAUCUAUGCAUGCAGGUCUCCGGAGCUACUGCUCGGGACCUAUACUAUAGGGUCGAUAAAAAGUGCAGCGCUUGCACUUGACACAUCGGGCUCGAUUCUAUGCUUAAGGAGCUCAAUAUCUAUACAUAUUCAAACCAACUGCCAAUUAUACGAGACAUGUAAAAUCUUAUAUUACAGAUAUUUUGGUCGUUUCGGUGCAUUCAUAGAGUUAAUGUGCCGUGAGUUCGUUUGGCGCUGUAAUCGUCAUGUACCUCCCUGCCGCAAAAUAUCUUAUGAUAUAUGCUUACGCCAUGCACCACACAACGCACACGGCAUAUGCCUAUGAACAGCAAAUGAAAUUCAUCCGAACAGAAUGUUACUUGUCGCUGUUCAGAGAACGUCAAUAGUCGUACCUGUAUCUUGUACUGAUCAUCUGGGACCGUUUUCGAAUGGAUCAACGCACUAUUUGAACCAACUAUUGAACUAUUGAUUAACUAUUUGAACUAUUUAAUUUAUAUUUCAUAUAAAGUUCGAAGUUACAUACAUUCCAAAAUUAUAAGAAUUUAUUCUAAGGGUUGUGUACAAUUUAACAAAGUAAACAUUCCUUAUAUUGUCAACUUUUAGCAGUGUUAAUAAAACAACUUAUUGUUAACGCAAGUUUUGAAAAGUGGUUAAUUUUCGGAUCUAAAACUUGAAGUUUUCUGUAUAGAAAGUACGAUAUAUAAAAUUGUAGUCUGCUUAACCUCAACUUUGCGUAACAAUCUUAUCUUCUAUGAUGAACGACUUUCUUGAUUUAGCAAUAGAAACUUACAUUGGUGACAAGUGAUCUUCAGAAGAUGACUCCCUACAAGUUGGCGGAGCUGGAAAGGCUGCCAAAUCUUAGCGAAGACUUCGAACUUGACCCCGUCGAGUUGAUCGAGCAAAUGUGCAAGGCACAGGAGACCCGCGACAAUAUCGAGUUAUACCUUAGCUCAAGCUCAACUAAACUUCAACUUCUCUUGGAGCAGAUCAAUGGCUCGUUUGAAAAUAAAUGUACAAAUAUUUCACAAAAUAUGCCAAAAAUUUUACGUGAUACUCAAUUGCUCACGCAAGAAACCAAUACACUUAAAAAUAAAAUAAAAUCUGUCAUACAGGAACUGGAUACGGUUGGAAAUACAGUAUCCCCAACAAUGCAAAAGCUAAUAGAUUAUGAUCGCAUUAAAAAAAAAUUGAAUGAUCUCACUGAAAGUAUGAAACAGGCUGAUAACUGGACUGCUUUAGCUAAUGAAGUUGAAGAAGUUUUUGCAGUAAAUGAUUGUAAAGCUAUCGCUGAAAAAAUUUAUAGCAUGCAAAAGUCAUUGGCAAUGCUUACAAAAGCAACAGAUUUUAAUGAUAAAAAACUUCAACUUGAAGGAUUAAAAAAUCGAUUAGAAACUAUGGCUACACCACAACUCAUACAAGCUUUCACAAGUGGAAAUUUGAAACAAUCAAAGACUUAUGUGGAUAUUUUCAUAAAAAUUGAUCGACUACCGCAAUUGCUCAAGUACUAUCACGAUUGUCAAAAGACAAUUUUAUCAUCAGAAUGGAAAAAAACCAUUGAAUUGGCUCCAGAAAAAAAUAUCGUGUACUGGUUACAAAUUUAUUACGAUAAAUUACUGUUCAAUUGGAAUAGCCAGGUCAAAUUUUGCCAUCAAGUGUUUCCCAGUUCAGGGUUGAGUGAACUUGCAUCAUUGUUAACGAAUCUUCUAAAUAAUAUGGACCCUAGUAUCACUGAUUGCAUUGACGCAGCCUUGAAACAACAAUCAAACUCCACAAAAUUGUCAAUACUCAUGCAAUUAAGACAAAAUACGUGCCAAUUUGCCGAUAAUUUAGCCUCUACCAAUGGAGUCUCUAUGUGCUCGAAAUUUUUGGAGCUAGCUCGUGCUAUUCACUCACCUUACAUUGGAUACAUUGCAAAAUACAGUAUCUAUGAAACGUCAAAGCUUACCUACUAUCUAGGAACUCUCGAAUUUUCUUUCAAUGAUUCAAGCGAUACUAUUAACGCGCUGUCGCUAAGCGUCUCUAAAAUCCUAGAGUACGCAAAAGAAGCCAACGAACGUUGCAAACUCUUCAGUGAAGGUUGCGCUUAUCCCGGACUGAUAAAAGCUUACAAUACUUUUUUCAACAACUAUCUAGAGAAGUACAAAAUAGGCUUGAAGCAAUUGAAUAAACGCAAAGUUAAACAUGAAGACUGGAAUUUAUUCCAGAUGUGUUUGACACUUAUGCAAACUACGGGAGAAUUCUUAAGAUUAAUUGAUGAAUUUGAAGAUAUUUUGGUGUCUAACAUUUUAGAUACUUAUAAAAAACUACGAAAUCCGGAUAAUGACGUUUUUCAUCAAUAUUUGAUUCUAAUUUUGAAUGAGCAUGGAUUAAAAGAAUUUGAAGAUUUAGUUUCUAACAUCCAAAAAGGAAACAAAUCUGUACUUGACCCGACCAAAAAAACUGUACGAAAACUUUGUUCUGAUUCACAUCGUUUAACGUAUGAAGUUAUUUUUGCCCCAAUAUUCACGCAAUUACUAUUAAUUAGUAAAUCUGCAGCUUGGUCAUCAGUGCUUAAUAAAACUUCAAAUCCUAUAAGUUUAGAUUUACCAGACUACAGUUUUGCUCCUCAAGAGUACAUUACUCAAGUUGGUCAGUACUUGAUGACUUUACCACAGCAUUUAGAACCAUUUUUAUUAAAAGAUAAUCCAAACUUAACAAAAGCUUUAAAAGCUGCUGAUGCUCAGUACAAUCAAGAAUUAUGUGAAACUGGUUACACAAAUAUUCUAUUGGGAAUCAUAGCAAAAGAAACCUGCCAAAUGUUUCAGGAUCAAACUUGGGGAAUAUAUGAGCUCAGUCAAACUGCAUAUUAUCUUGGAAAUGUUCUCGAAGAACUUGGUCAUUCUCUUUCCGAAAAUUUACAACAAAUGGCUAUUUUACUUCGUUUAUCGCCAGAUGCGUAUCAAGCUGGUAGUUCUGGAUGUAAUCCACGUGUCGUUGCAGCUGUCAGGCAAAUGAGAAAUAUCACUUCAUCUGGUUAAUUAAUAAUUGGUAUAAUUUCAUUGAAUAAUGGAAAACAAUAGAAUUAUAAAAAUAUCAAGUCUCAUGAAUUUCUCAAUGCUCCAACACUCACUAUGAACUCUUUAAUUGUUUUUUCUAUUUCAUAUAAUUAAAGAUGAAGUGCAUAUUUGGAAAAAAAAUUUUCAGAAGGCUAAUAUAUUGAGAGAACUUUACAGGGACAAGAUGUGUUUCGCUUUGAUAUUUGAAAAUAACAGUAUAUAUCAAAAUUGUUGAAAGUUUAUUUUUUUGAUAAUAAAAUAUGUUCAUACUACACCUAGUUGACUAAAAAAGCUCCUACCCUGCUCUAAA